GGAGGAACUCUGGGUGAAGGAACAGGCGCGACUAUGUCAGACGAUGAGGAUGACCUUCAAAUGGAUUUCUCUUUAGAUCAAUCUGGCUCUGAGGGUCUGGACAUGAUGGGGUUCGGUCCACUGCUUCCAACCGAAUCUGAAAGAUCUCUGAUGGAGAGAGUUCGCCAAGAAUUGAAGAUUGAGCUCAAGCAGGGAUUCAGGUCAAAAAUUGAAGAUGUCAGGGAGGAAAUACUGAGAAAAAGAAGGGCAGGAAAAUUACCUGGUGACACGACUUCAGUACUGAAGGAUUGGUGGCAGCAACACUCUAAGUGGCCUUACCCAACUGAAGACGAUAAGGCGAAACUUGUGGAGGAGACUGGCCUUCAGUUGAAGCAAAUCAACAACUGGUUCAUCAACCAAAGGAAGCGCAACUGGCAUAGCAACUCACAAUCCGUAACCUCUCUCAAGUCCAAGCGAAAGAGAUAGAUCACUCAUGCUAUUUCAACUAAAGAAAGGCGACUGAAAAUCAUACAUAUAUGUCGAUACACUACUGCAUAACUUUCAAGGCAGAAUUUGUAGCCAACAACCAUGGAAUAACUGUGAGAUAAGUCCAAUGUUCUGAGACCAUGUCAAAGGUGUAAUAUAUGGUGUUCGAUCGAGUGACUUACAUAGAAGGUUUUAGAUUUCUAUCUUCAAAAAACAUAACUUUCUAACCGAUUAAUUUGUUGCCUCUGGAGUUUGGAUUGUCUCUGUUUAUUAAGAAAUAAGACCAUUGUUGAUCUAUUUUGAGACAGAAAAGAACACAUUGUACCUCAAACUCUUUAAAUUUGUUUCAAUGUACUCAGAUUCUGAAAGUGGG
Molecule: messenger RNA, 838 nt
Organism: Ilex paraguariensis (yerba mate)
Lineage: Eukaryota; Viridiplantae; Streptophyta; Magnoliopsida; Aquifoliales; Aquifoliaceae
Source: the annotation of a GenBank genome assembly